GAGAACACCAGAGAAAGAAAGAGGAGAGGAGAAAUGAGAAGAUAAGAGAGAAGAAGAGGUGGAGGAUGAGGAGCAGAGCGCAGCGCUGGAGUACGUGACAGUCAGGGUGUGGUCUCACAGCGCUGGUUUCCUGCCCUACUCUGCACUUCACACUGGAGGGGGAGGAUGGGGUCUGUGGUCUGAGGGUUCUGACGGCUGCUAACAGCUGACAAGGGGUGUUGGGGGAGGCGUGAGAGAAGAACAUCGAGGCACAGAGAGAGAGAACCAGAGAGAAGAAGAGAGAGGAGGAAAGAGAGCGAGAGAGUGAGAGAAGAACAUCGAGGCACGGAGAGAGGACCAGAGAGAGGAAGAGAGAGGAGGAAAGAGAGCGAGAGAGAGAGAAGGGAGGAGAGCUCAGAGUAACAGACUCAUACUUUUGAGCAAAAGAGACAAAGAAAGAAAAAAGUGUGUAGGAGAGUAACCAGAGAAGUCCCAACACGAUCCCACUGAACCUGACAACCAAGGGACAGUAGGACCAGGGGCUGUUAAAGGAUAUGUAACGACACACACAUUCUGGACAGUGGACAGUCAAACUACAGCUGCAGAGUCUCUGACAUGGGGGGAAUCUGGAUGCACUGAAGAUCUGCUGGGCCUAAAGACACCCCAGCUUCAACACAAUGCCCACUCUUCCCUCCUCCCCCCUUUCCACCUCCUCUUCCUUCCCCCUCUCCAAUGCCACCUAUCCCCCCUUUACCUCCUCCUCUCCAAACCAGACCCUAUGUAAUCUAGAUGAGGGUGCCCUGCGCCUCCCCCUGGUCUUCUUCUACUCCAUCUUCUUCCUCCUGGGUCUGGUAGGUAAUCUCCUGGCCCUGUGGGUCUUCGUAUUCCUCCACUCCAGGAGGAACUCUGUCCGGGUGUUCCUCAUCAACGUGGCCAUAGCUGACCUGGUGCUCCUGGCCUGCCUUCCCUUCAGAGUCCUCUACCAUGCUAACGGCAACCGCUGGGUCCUCGGCCCCCUGGUCUGUAAAGUGGUGGGCAACCUCUUCUACAUGAACAUGUACAUCAGUAUCACUCUGCUGGGGUUCAUUAGUCUGGAUAGGUAUGUGAAGCUGAAGGGGCGGGGCGGAGCGGGGAGGGGCCUGGCCAGGAGGCUGAGAGGCGGGGGAUGGAGCUGGGUGGCGUGCGGGGCGCUCUGGGGGCUGUCCCUGGCGGCGGCCGUGCCCAUGAUCGCCAUGUCGGAGGGAAACGAGGAACCUGGGAAGUGUUUCCAGUAUAAGCAGCGGCGUGGGGCGAAGGGGAAGGCUUACUUCAACAUGGCUCUGGUGCUGCUGUUCUGGGGGGUGUUCUGCCUGCUGGUGGUCUCCUAUGGGAAGAUAGCCAUGCGCCUCCUCAAGGUGUCCAGGGAUAAACCUGACCUCCCCAAUGCCCACCGCUACGGUAGCGCCGCCAGGAAGUCCUUCUUCGUGCUCUUCCUGUUCACCGUCUGCUUCGGGCCCUACCACGCCUUCCGCCCAUUCUACGUCCUCUCCCAGCUCAACCAAUCCCCAUCCUGCGAUGACUUGCGCCUGGUGGACAGGACCAAUGAGGUCAUGUUGUUGUUCUCCGCCUUCAACGCCGUCCUGGACCCUGUGAUGUACUUCCUGUUGUCGGGCUCGGUGCGCAAGGCCGCCGUGAAAGCCCUCGGACAGAGCCUUGGCAACCGGCUCCACUUCCUUAACGACGGGACCUCCAACAGCUCGGUAUCAGAGUUCAGACGGACCUCUCUGUCCGUCACCUCCCCCAACACCGUCAUUAACCCCUCCCAUGAGCCCAGGACCAGCCUCUGUCUGAUUAGCCCCACCCUCCACCCUGGCGCAGCCAUAGUGGCAAAGCAGUGAAUUUACAGACCUCAUUGUUUAACUUCAUGGACUUUAGCCCUAUUUACAUUAUAAUGUAUACCAUGUACUCAACAACUGAUGCAUGUGACAAGGGCCAAUGUCUUGAACUAGACUCAGUUCCCAAGAAUGGACCUGACCAGAUGUCCUGAAUCAAAGUGAUUUACACUACCGUUCAAAAGUUCAGGGUCACUUAGAAAUGUCCUUGUUUUUGAAAUGAAAGCACUUUUUUUGUCCAUUAAAAUAACAUCAAAUUGAUCAGAAAUACAGUGUAGACAUUGUUAAUGUUGUAAAUGACUAUUGUAGAUGGAAACGGCUGAUUUCUUAUGGAAUAUCUACAUAGGCGAACAGAGGCCCAGUCUCAACGCAAAACCCCAGUCUCAAUGCAAAACCCCAGUCUCAACGCAAAACCCCAGUCUCAACGCAAAACCCCAGUCUCAACGCAAAACCCCAGUCUCAACGCGAAACCCCAGUCUCAACGCAAAACCCCAGUCUCAACGCAAAACCCCAGUCUCAACGCAAAACCCCAGUCUCAACGCAAAACCCCAGUCUCAACGCAAAACCCCAGUCUCAACGCAAAACCCCAGUCUCAACGCAAAAUCCCAGUCUCAACGCAAAACCCCAGUCUCAACGCAAAACCCCAGUCUCAACGCAAAACCCCAGUCUCAACGCAAAACCCCAGUCUCAACGCAAAACCCCAGUCUCAACUAGAUAGAGGAACUCUGCACAGAGGAACUCUGCCUAGAAGGUCAGCAUCCCGGAGUCGCCUCUUCACUGAGGUUGAGACUGGUGUUUUGCAGGUACUAUUUAAUGAAGCUGCCAGUUGAGGACUUGUAAGGCGUCUGUUUCUCUAACUUUCUCAAACUAGACACUAAUGUACUUGUCCUCUUGCUCAAUUGUGCAACACCUUCAAAAGGUUUUUUCUAAAUGAUCAAUUAGACUUUUAAAAUGAUAAACUUGGAUUAUCUAACACAAUGUGCCAUCAAAUCAAUAUUUAUUGGUCACAUACACAUGGUUAACAGAUGUUAAUGGUCACAUACACAUGGUUAACAGAUGUUAAUGGUCACAUACACAUGGUUAACAGAUGUUAUUGGUCACAUACACAUGGUUAACAGAUGUUAUUGGUCACAUACACAUGGUUAACAGAUGUUAAUGGUCACAUACACAUGGUUAACAGAUGUUAAUGGUCACAUACACAUGGUUAACAGAUGUUAAUGGUCACAUACACAUGGUUAACAGAUGUUAUUGGUCACAUACACAUGGUUAACAGAUGUUAUUGGUCACAUACACAUGGUUAACAGAUGUUAUUGGUCACAUACACAUGGUUAACAGAUGUUAAUGGCCACAUACACAUGGUUAACAGAUGUUAAUGGUCACAUACACAUGGUUAACAGAUGUUAUUGGUCACAUACACAUGGUUAACAGAUGUUAUUGGUCACAUACACAUGGUUAACAGAUGUUAUUGGUCACAUACACAUGGUUAACAGAUGUUAAUGGUCACAUACACAUGGUUAACAGAUGUUAAUGGCCACAUACACAGGGUUAACAGAUGUUAAUGGUCACAUACACAGGGUUAACAGAUGUUAAUGGCCACAUACACAGGGUUAACAGAUGUUAAUGGCCACAUACACAUGGUUAACAGAUGUUAAUGGCCACAUACACAUGGUUAACAGAUGUUAAUGCAAGUGUAGUGAAUUGCUUGUGCUUCUAGUUCCUACUGUGCAGCAAUAUCUAACAUCUACAUGUGAGAAGAGUAAUGUAGGGUAUGUAAACAUUAUAUAAAGUGGAACACAGGAGUGAUGGUUGCUGAUAAUGGGACUCUGUAUGCCGUUUCCAGCUACAAUAGUCAUUUACAACAUUAACAAUGUCUACACUGUAUUUCUGAUCAAUUUUAUGUUAUUUUAAUGGACAAAAAAAAUGAUUUUCUUUCAAAAACAAGGACAUUUCAAAGGGACCCCAAACUUUUGAAUGGUAUGUAAAUGCCUGUGUCUGUCGGUUAACUAAUAUUGUCAAUAGUAUGUGACACAAUCAUAUCUGAUAUAACACUGUACAAAGCAAAUAAAUAUAUACGAUUUAAGCUCACAUGUAUGUGGUGGGCAACCUCCUCUACAUGAACAUGUAUAUCAGUAUCACUCUGCUGGGGUUCAUUAGUCUGGAUAGGUAUGUGAAGCUGAAGGGGCGGGGCGGAGCGGGGAGGGGCCUGGCCAGGAGGCUGAGAGGCGGGGGAUGGAGCUGGGUGGCGUACUGGGCACACCUUGGUGUGAAAACUGAAUGGCUGAUAAGCAUCACACAGUCCCCUCUACUGGUGGUAUUAGGUACUACCACUACAGCAGUCUACUACACACCGGCACCAUCACACACACACACACACACACACACACACACACACACACACACACACACACACACACACACACACACACACACACACACACACACACACACACACACACACACACACAGCAACAAACAAAA
Molecule: messenger RNA, 4328 nt
Organism: Oncorhynchus keta (chum salmon)
Lineage: Eukaryota; Metazoa; Chordata; Actinopteri; Salmoniformes; Salmonidae
Product: probable G-protein coupled receptor 34
Exons: 2
Coding region: 657-1856 (399 amino acids)
Biological process (GO): G protein-coupled receptor signaling pathway
Cellular component (GO): membrane
Molecular function (GO): G protein-coupled purinergic nucleotide receptor activity
Source: RefSeq, a predicted model, not a curated record